AUGUCUAUUUUCAGGGUAAAUCGCAAGCAUGUCCCCAAGUCCUCUGAGGACGUUCUGGAUGACGAGGACACAGUGCGGAUGAGGGCAAAUGUGUUUGAAUGGGCUCAGCAGGGCAACUUGGUGGCGCUGGAGAAACACAUGGCCCAUCUGACCAUACGAGACCACGCUGGAGCUUGCCCGCUGCACCACGCCGCGUCAGGUGGACACCUUCAGACCAUACUCCUCAUCUCAAAAGCAGCCGGAGCAGAAGGGCUGAAUGCCGUGGACCAGGAGGGCAACACCCCACUGCAUUGGGCUGUGCAGAAGGACCAGAGAGAAAGCUGCUCGGCUCUCCUGGCUCUUGGAGCCAAUCCCAACGUCCUGAACAGGAACUCUCUCUCUCCACUCCACUUGGCUGUCAGUUUGCGCCGCAACGCCUUAGUGAAGGAACUCCUCUCCUACAGCCAGACUGAUGCUAACAUGGAGGGAGAGCUAGAUAACACACCUGUAAUGAUCGCUUGUGCAACAGAUAACCAUGAAGCUCUUCAUAUACUGUUCAAACAUGGCGCACAGUUUUGCAGCCAAAACAAGUUGGGACAUUUUCCUAUUCAUGCUGCUGCUUUUGCUGGGGCGAAACAAUCUAUGCAGGUUAUUCUUCAAAGGGGAGAAGAGAUGGGUCAUUCGAUCGAGGCACAUAUCAAUUAUGUGGACAAGUCCUGCAACAGCCCUAUUCAUCUGGCUCUUCGUGGAGGAAACAUUGAAGUCAUCAAACUCUGUAUGGCGUACGGCGCGAAAAUAAACAGACAACAACAAUGUGAUCAAUCAACAGCCCUCCACUCAGCCUGUACACAAGGGGCCACCGAGGCAGUUAAGGUCAUGCUCUCUGCCUGUCAGAACAUCUCGGACGUCAUCAACAUCACCGACGGAUGCAGCCAAACCCCUCUGCAUAAGGCAGCCAUCUUUGAUCACCAUGAACUGGCAGAAUAUCUCAUCUCAAAGGGUGCCGACAUUGACGUCACCGACUACAAGGGGCAUUCUCCAUUACUUCUGGCCGCGAGCUGUGGGGCCUGGAGAACAGUGAGCCUACUGCUGUCUCAUGGUUGCGAUUUCACAGUGAAGGACACAGGUGGAUGUAACUUCAUGCACCUCACCAUCUUGCAACCAGGGGGCCUUCGGAACCUUCCUACGGAAUUUUUACAGCAUGAGUGUGUGCGAGAGCUCCUUCGUGAUGAGGACACUGAGGGCUGUACUCCUCUCCACUACGCCUGCAAACUGGGCGUGGUCGACUCAGUGAGGAGCAUGCUGGGGCUGGAGGUGUCACCUAACCAAAAGUCCAAACAAAAGAAGUCUGCUCUACAUUUCGCAGCUGAGUUUGGGAGGAUAAAUACCUGCAACAGACUCCUAGAGACCAUGACGAACACCCGGCUCCUGAACGAGGGCGAUGAGAGGGGCAUGACCCCUCUCCACCUGGCAUCCCGGCACGGUCACUUCCGAGUGGUGGAGCUCCUGCUGUGCAGAGGAGCGCUGUGCCAAAGUGAUUACAAAGGAUGGUCAUGCCUCCAUCACGCCGCAGCAGGAGGCUACACGCGGACAAUGGACAGUCUCCUGGGAUCACACAUCAAACUGCUGGACAAAACAGAUGAUGACAAGAACACGGCGCUCCACCUGGCCGCCAGGGAAGGCCACGCCGUCGCCGUGCGCCUGCUCCUGAGGAGGGGAGCGCAGGUGCUGCUCAACAAGAGCGGCGCCUCCUUCCUGCACGAGGCCAUCCACAACUACAGGAAAGAGGCCGUCGAGGUGGUGCUCGAGAGUGACAGAUGUGCAGAAGUUCUUAGUACAUUCAACCCCGACUCCACCAAGCGCUGUGCUGUCCUGGACAUGAUCGAACUGCUUCCAGAGACCUUCAAGAGUCUCCUUGACUUGUGCAUAAAGGAGUCGGAGGAGGACCCCAACAGCUUGAACUACUGGAUUGAGUAUAACUUCCAGUGGCUUCAGUCACCCCAUCAAUAUGUAAAGCAGGCAAGGAUGGACAAAGGCAUAGACCAUAAGCCACUUCCAGCUCUGAAUGCCAUGGUGGACCACAACCGAGUUGAUCUAUUGACUCAUCCUGUCUGCAGAAAGUACUUAGAGAUGAAAUGGAAAGCCUACGGUGUCAAAGUGCAUCUACUAAAUAUGGCCGUUUACAUGCUGGGGCUCCUUCCUCUGACCUACCUCAUUCUGAACCUGAGACCCAUUCUCAAAAUGGCCGAUAACACCACCACUACUAAUGAGGUCACUAUGACUACCACUUCAUUAUACAAGCAAUGCAAUGUGAUAAACUUCUGUCUAUUCCUGACCCUGGCAAUGAAUCUGUAUGCAAUGGGGAAAGAAAUAGUGCAGAUAUGUCAACAGCGGACAGGUUACCUUCGCGACGUGACCAACGUGCUGGACUGGCUCUCGGCCAUCACGUCCUUGACGUUUGUGGUGAUGCUGCUGCUGGACACCAGGACAGCCUGGCACUGGCAGAUAGGGGCUCUCUCCGUGUUCUACAACUGGGUGAACCUCCUGCUCUAUCUGCGGCGCUUUGAACGCUUUGGGAUUUACGUGGUUAUGUUCCAAGAGAUUGCAAAGACCCUUGUGAGCACCAUCUCGAUCUUUAUCUGUUUGAUACUUGCUGUUGCAUUGUCCUUUCACGCCCUGAUGCUCGAGCAGAAAAACUUUGGGAGCGUACUGUUGUCAAUAAUGCAAACUGUUGUCAUGAUGGUGGGAGAGUUAAACUACCAUGAGAACAUCCUGAAACCCUAUUUAAAGGGAAACCUUCCCUUUCCCACACUCACAUUUAUCAUCUUCAUUGGAUUUGUCUUCGUGGCACCAAUUCUGCUGGUCAACCUUUUGAUUGGUCUGGCUGUUGGUGACAUAGCUGAAGUCCAGAAAAAUGCUAUCCUCAAGCAAAUCGCUAUGCAAAUUGACCUGCACACGGGCCUGGAGGAGAAGCUACCGCACUGGUUCAUGAAGCGGGCAGACCGGGCUACUGUAAGAGUUUACCCCAACAGAUCUUUUCAAAAGGCACGUGAGGAAUUCAUUGGGGAGGAAUCGCAGGAAGGGAAGACUCGGCUCAAUCUCACCUCUCGCCAAUCCACUCCUCUGGUGUGGGAACUAGCCAAGCAGAAAUACAGAAUGAGAGAGAUCUCCAGCCUCGUGGAGAAGCAGAAUACCCUGCUGAAGCUGAUCAUGCAAAAAAUGGAAAUCAACUCGGAAUCGGAGGAGACAGAUGGACCUGAUAGGAUCCACUCCCAUAUAAAAAACUGCUCCAGGACAGACAAGUGGGCUCCGGUCAUCAGAGCAGUGAUUGCUAAGAGGACAUAGAUCUGCCAGAACCAUAGCCUAUGUAUAUACUGUAA
Messenger RNA from Sardina pilchardus (European sardine), 3359 nucleotides. RefSeq names its product transient receptor potential cation channel, subfamily A, member 1a (gene trpa1a). Bases 1 to 3324 code for a protein of 1107 amino acids. Gene Ontology annotation, cellular component: membrane. The transcript has 27 exons. Gene Ontology annotation, molecular function: protein binding; monoatomic ion channel activity. NCBI's taxonomy places the organism in Eukaryota, Metazoa, Chordata, Actinopteri, Clupeiformes, Clupeidae. Gene Ontology annotation, biological process: transmembrane transport; monoatomic ion transport. The record is from RefSeq and is a predicted model, not a curated record.